This is a messenger RNA of Perkinsus marinus ATCC 50983, 972 nucleotides long. RefSeq names its product subtilisin, putative. Bases 1 to 972 code for a protein of 323 amino acids. The transcript is spliced from 10 exons. NCBI's taxonomy places the organism in Eukaryota, Perkinsozoa, Perkinsida, Perkinsidae. The record is from RefSeq and is a predicted model, not a curated record. Gene Ontology annotation, molecular function: serine-type endopeptidase activity. Gene Ontology annotation, biological process: proteolysis.
AUGCCAUCUCGUGUAGAUUAUGAUCUGAGGAAUCGUAGGAUAGAUGAGAAGGAAAGUAAAAUAGAAGAAAUUUUGUUGACUGGCUCUAAUGGUGAUAAUGAUGAUGAUGCUAUGGAACAUAAGGAUAAUGAUAUCGUCAUCAUCAAACUGGAGGCUUGCAUCAUUGACUCAUUCGUUGAUGGAGAAGGUGAUGGAGCUGUGAUAGUAGCUGUUAUUGAUUCUGGUAUUGAUUACACUCAUCCUGAUCUAGUUGAUAAUAUAUGGAUUAAUAAAGACGAGAUACCUGGUAGUGAUAAUAUUGAUAAUGAUGCUAAUGGGUUUAUUGAUGAUAUAUAUGGAUGGAAUUUUGUACAUAACACCAAUAACAUUAUGGACGAUAAUGGGCAUGGUACACAUAUAGGAGGUAUUAUUGGUGCAAAGGGGUCUAAUAAUAUUGGUGCUACUGGUAUUGCUUGGGAUGUUGCUAUAAUGCCAUUGAAGUUCCUAAAUGCAGAUGGAAUUGGUAGAGUAUCAGAUGCAAUGAGAGCACUCGAUUAUGCUAUACAAAUGGGAGCAACAAUAUCACAGAACUCAUGGACAUGUCAUAAAUGUGAUGAUACUACUACUACUAACUAUAAUGCAAUAAAGAUGGCAAUACAGAAAGCAGGCAAUGCUCAUGGAUCAAUUAAUUUUUAUGCAACACCAGUUGAUAUUAAGAAUGCAAUAAUGAACUCAGUGGAUACCGAUCCAAACCUAGAAAUGAAGUGUCUCUCGAGUGGUAUAUUAAAUGCAUAUAGAGCAUUAAAUACUGUCAUACACAACAACAACAAGAACAAGAAGAAGAAGAACGAUCAUCUUCACAAAUCAAAGACAUCAUCAUCAGUAAUUAACAUCAUCAUCUCCACCACCACCACCAUGAACGAUGAUUAUAUCUGUGGUGAUGCUUUCUGCAAUAAGUACGUGGGGUCGGUGAUGACAGUCUCCGACGAGUAG